Chara braunii is the source of this 8056-nucleotide messenger RNA. NCBI's taxonomy places the organism in Eukaryota, Viridiplantae, Streptophyta, Charophyceae, Charales, Characeae. The record is from the annotation of a GenBank genome assembly.
UGAAGGAAGGAGUUGGGAGCCGUUGCCCCAUCUUCGUAAUGGCAGUGCGCAUUUGAUGGAACGGUGUUCGCUGUUCAAUUUCAGGGAAUUCUUUGGUGUGGAGAUUCGUAUGGCAUUUGCCCCCCCCCAGUGGGGACAGAGAAGGUAGUUUGGGAUGUGGAACAGACAGUAAUUGAAGUGCAGUGACUUGAAAUGCGAAACUUGAAGGUUUUGAAGAAGAGAAAAGCAGCGGUGCACGGAUUUGUGCAGGUGUUUGUGACCAACUUGCGAAGGAGGCAGAGGGGGAGGCUGGUGUAGUGGGGAAUAGCCACAUUAUGGGAAUGUUGUGGCUGUAGUGGGGAACGGGCAUGGCGUGAUAGCGCGGUGGGAUAGAAGAACAUGAUACGGAGGAGAUGGUAGAAGCGUCCCGUUAAGAGAAGCGACAUGACACCAUGUGGGUUAGGAUAACUGAGGACAUACUUGGACCUCUUGUGACUGCACCUGACCUGAGUUGCGGCUAAAUUUAGUCAGAUUAAUAGUUCUGAUGUGAAUAUGCACUAAGAAACAAGGAUGAUGGGGGCAAGCGAUGCCGAAGCGGGUGGGGAAUUCUGCCAUGUGUCCAAUGACAUAUUGUCCGAGAUCUUCUCUCAUCUCCCACUUGAAUGCCUUCCUCUGGUUGCAGCAGUCUGCAAGCGAUGGCGGAAGCGGGCUCUUGCAGGUGCUGUACUGUUUCAACUGCCAAAAAACAAAUUCCUCAGCAGCCCUCUUUCCCUUUCUAUUGCCUCUCCGGGGGCUUCAGAGAAUCUUCCGCCUUCUCACUGGGAAGAUGGACUGUCAGAGGCGGCAGUAGUUCCAGGGCAGGGCGUGUUCAUUGUUGCAAGGAUGAAACGUAUUGUGAUGAACUCUUCAACAGAAGACUUCCCCGAGCAGGCGAUGAGAGGGUGGGAAUUGCCUAAUCAGAAUGGGCUUCAGGAGCAGCAGAGUAGACUCUCUUGCUGCUGUCGAAACAGUCCUGCAUGGUCAUCAUCGUAUUCAUCUUUGUCAGCAUCGGCAUCAGCAUCAUCACCAUUACUGUCGACUACAGGAGAGGGUAUGGGGCAGGGAAAUGAAACUGUGCAGCAAGGGCAUCCUCGGGUGAAUGCUGCAGAGGAAAUGGUACGUGAUCAGUGGUGUGUUCGGCAGUCCCGACUGAACAACAUGUUGCUGGGUGAUAAUGUGAUGUCAUUGGACGCAUCACAUGUGCGCCAGCUGGCAGUCCUAUCCAUAACUGGAUGUGGAAAGCUAGAGAAGGUGGUCAUUCCACGGGGACUUCAGAUUCUUGAUGCUCAUGGUUGUCGUUCAUUGGAUACCCUGAGCAUCGGGCGCAGCGGCCUUGGAGAAGAUUCACGUGGACUUACCAAUAUGCUGUCUCUCAACGUCAAUGGUUGUCGUCAACUCUCUAGCCAAUCCAUCUCCAAACUGUUUCCACUCUCUGGAAAUCUUGAUCAUUGCAGGUACCUGAAUCUGUCUUGGUGCCUCAGGGCAUCAGAUGAGGUGUUGGCUGCAUUGAUGAGGCGUUGCCCAAAUGUGGAGGAACUCCUCCUCAGGGGAAUUGCUGGAAAUGCGACACUCGUGGAGUUAGCGAAUGGGGCCUGCUUAUCUCUUCGCUCCAUUGAUCUAGCCUUCAGCUCGAAUGUGAAGGAUGAUCCCGUUGAGGCCAUGAUUCAGAGGUGCACAGAACUGGUGCGAUGCAACCUCCGGGGGUGCAAGAAGAUUUCAGGCCUUCUUUUCAAUAGCAUCAAUCGGACUAUGCAUGCACGAAGAGCGGUUCUGGGACUGGCAUCGCCAGAUACCUUUACCUAUGUAAAAAGGGAUUGCAGCUUGCCAGAGUGCAGUGACAGAGAGCCAGGUCACACGAUCAGCAGACUUGUCCAACCUGCGGCGGGGCCCAUAGCGGUCCAGCGGGCUGCCCUGUGCAAGAUCCAGGUCAUCGCAACCGGCGACUUCACCGCCUUCGCUCUGGCAAAAGCAAUCCUAGAUCUCGAAAGAGUCGAAAGUAGAUUCGGUGGAAUGGGCGUGGACCCUCCCGCUCACGAGUCCAGGCGCAGCCUCUUGCUGUUUAGGCCUCCUUCAGCACACCACACAUCGUGGAUAUCGUCUUCACCACCCACAGCUCGACAUCUCAGACCUUGUGAGACAGAGGUGGAUCAGGCGCCAUGCAGGAGCUGCCGGCCAGAUUUCGGCGGGAUACGGUGUUCUCCAUACGAAAUGCCAGAGUGCGAAGCAUGCAAUGGUUACCCCUCCGAUGGGCACUUCCGGUCAACCAGUGUCCAUCAGUGGGGCAGGGGACUGUAUGCGUAUUGUUUGAUUGUUCUACCCUUGUUCCCACUCUCCCUACCCUCCCUGUACUCUGUGACCACCGGGACCUCUCAAGUACCACAUCAGUUCACACUGAUGUCGAUGGGACAGGAUACUGGGGCACUGCCACGACGCAGUGCCAGGCUUGCAGUUCGUACCCGCCCUGUGGUACCUCCAAGACCCAAGCAGCGACUCAGCAAGCGGAAGACUCCAGCAGCAUCAAGUACAGCAAUGACAGUACCAGUUGCCACCGGGGUUCUUCCCACAUGCCCGGUCCAAGGGGACGGUGAGCCGUUGGCAACUUACCUUCAGCGAGUACAGGCAUUUACAGAUGCCGUCGCUACCGCAAAGGCACAGGAGGAGGCAGCAGAGGCGGAACGUCAGCGGCUGGCCAAUGAGGCGGCGGCCCAAGCUCAGCAGACUGCUGAGGCUGAUGCCGUGGUGCGAGACAAGCGGAACGCCAUUUGCAUGGAGUCCUUGACUAUGAAUGAGAGUCAGUGGACGACACUGCUCCAAGGCAUGCUGGUUGUGCCUUCGGAAACACAGGCGGAUCCGACACCGGCGGAGGAAGAAAGGAGCAACCUGGCUAACCUGAUGUUGAAUAUGAUGCGAGCGAUCAUGUGGAACAACACGAUGUUAAUGGUGCAAAUACACGAGGCCAGACAGCCGCGGCAGAUUCAGCAGAAUGAUUCUGCAGCCUUAACAACUGCUGUUCGCACUGCCGCCACACAUCAGCAACAACAGCAACAGCUGUUGAACACCACCACCGCACGCGUCAACAACAUCGAGGCUAAGGCCUCAGCAGCACCAGGCUGCACGACGGACGAGACGAAGCAGCUCGACGGGCGCAUCGAUCAUGUCGUCAAUCUCAUCGGCGACAUAGGUGUUUUCAAUGGGCCGGACACGAUCAGUAGCAGGGUGGCCGCCAUCAAGACGGACAUCACCAGGCUGCAGACGAGACCGGACGCCGCUACAAAGACUUACAAGAUGCCACACUUCGACAUCAGCAAGUUCGACGACUACAACAAGUUGGACGCCUUGACAUGGUGGCAACGUUUCCUCACGGAAGCAUCAUGCCGCACUGUCCCGGCGGACGACAUGAUGAAGGCGCUCUACUUGCAACUGAUUGGAGGAGCGCAGGCAUGGAUGAACCAUCUGGUGGCUACCAAGAAAUGCACCAUCGCCGAACUCCACAUGCACAUUCCGUGGAAGGAGUUCGAGCAACUGUGGUUCACUCGCUUCAUGGUCCGCAACGUCGUGAAGGCGGCCAUGAACGAAGUGUACACAUGCUCACAAGGGAGUAUGCCAACUCGAGACUGGACAACCAAGUGGCAAAGUGGCCACGCCAAGCUUCGAUUUGAGCUUUACCAAUCAACGAUCCGAGUUCUUCUCGCGAUCAUGCGCAGGACUGCGAACCGCACUCGGCAACGAGUACGAUUACGCCUCAUUCCAGGCCAUCCGGGAUCGUGCAAACUUGGUUACCACCAGAUUGAAAUCCAGCCUCAAGAUCGGUACAAGACCGCGUUCAAGACGCGGUACAGGCAUUUUGAGUGGGUUGUUAUGCCCUUUGGCCUCACCAAUGCCCCCGCAACUUUUCAAGUAGCUAUGACGACUGAGUUUCGCGACUUGCUCGAUCGCAGCGUCCUCAUCUACCUCGAUGACAUCUUGGUCUAUAGCAGGACGUUGGACGAGCACAUCACACACCUUCGCGCUGUUUUGAAUCGUUUGCGACUGGCCAAGUACAAAGCAAACCGCGACAAGUGCGAGUUCGCCAAGCAAGAGCUUGAGUAUUUGGGCCACUAUGUUAUGCCGAAAGGCAUUCGUCCCUUGGCGGACAAGAUCCAAGCGAUCGUGGAUUGGCCGGAACCCCGUUGUACGACGGAUGUACGCUCUUUCAUGGGUUUGGCUGGAUAUUAUCAGCGAUUCGUCGAGUCAUACUCGAAAGUGGCCGCUCCUUUGUCGAGACUUGAGUCCCCGAAGGUGCCCUUCGAGUUCGACGACGCAGCCCGUGGCGCGUUCACUACGUUGAAGGCAGCAAUGCAAGCCGCACAUGCCCUCCGUAUAUACGACCCCACCCUACCCACCCAAGUGACUACGGACGCUUCGGGAUACGGUAUUGGUGAGGUGUUGGAACAGUGUCACGAGGACGGUUGGCAUCCGAUCGAGUAUUUCUCCCAAAAGGUGCCUCUCGUCAACACUCUCGACGACGCUAGGAAGAAAGAGCUACUCGCGUUCAUCACCGCUCUCAAACGGUGGCGCCACUUUCUUCUCGGCCGUCGGCGUUUUAAAUGGAAUACGGACAACAAUCCGUUGACCUUUUACAAAACGCAGGACACGGUCACUAGCACGAUCGGUCGAUGGAUGUAUUACAUCGACCAGUUCGAUUUUGACCCGUGCCACAUUCCCGGUCCCGCCAAUCGAGCUGCGGACGCCCUCUCACGACGGCCCGACUUUUGUGCCAUUGUGACCAUGGCAUUCGACCUCGAUGACGAUCUGCAGCCGCAUUUCGUCAAAGGCUACAAGUCCGAUCCGACUUACUCUACGCUAUAUGCAGAGCUCUCAUCCGAUCACCCGCCGGCUAGCCACUAUCGGAUUUCCGACGGGUUCCUUCUCCUUCACACGAGAGGAAAGGACUUGGUUGUGCCCCAAGAUCGCAUCUUACGGACUUGUCUUCUUGGCGAAUUCCACGACGCACGACUUUCGGCACACCUUGGCGUGAACCGCACAUUAGCACGCCUCCGCCAGCAUUUUCACUGGCCCGACGUCCUUCAUGACGCCACGAGGUACGAUGAGUCAUGUGCAGUUUGCCACCGUAACAAGGGUCGAUCUCGAGUCCCCUUCGGCGAACUAAAACCGUUGCCGAUUCCUCGGGCACCACGCCUCUCCAUUGCUAUGGACGUGACAGGCCCGUUCCCCCACGAUCGCCACGACCAUGACGGUAUUCUCACGGUUCUUGACCGUUUGAGCAAGUACGCUCGCUUUCUUCCUUGCAAGUAUCAUGCUGCAACGCCGGAGCUCGCACGACUCUUGCACACCGGUUGGAUUACCAACCAGGGUGUUCCGGAAGACAUAGUGAGCAACCGAGAUACUCGCUUCAUGUCGACCUUUUGGACUUCCCUCAUGGCUGAGUUCGGUACGACAAUGAAGCCGAGCUCGGCUCGGCACCCGCAUACAGAUGGUCAGACGGAGCGAGCGCACCAGACCGCUCAGAUGAUGUUGCGUACGCUGAUCCGUCCCGACCAGAAAGAUUGGGUUGACCGGCUUCCCGACAUCGAGUUCGCCUAYAACACUUCGGUGCACCCGGCGAUUUGCAUCACACCAUUCGAGCUACAUCAUGGUGGAGAGAAAGCACGGAUCUUCGCUGAUCUCCUUUUGCCACAGGCUGCCGACAUAGACGUCCCUUGCUCUCCCGCUUCCGUUCGGAAGUACCGGGACUUGCUGACCAAAGCCCGCGCGAAUAUGCAAAAGGCUCAAAUCCGCAACAGCAAGCAAACCGACAUCAACUUCCAUGUCCUUUCCGCGAGGGAGACCUUGUUUGGGUCCUCUCCGAGGAAUUUGCGCUCGAGCAGGACGUUUCGCGCGAACUCCUUUCGAAAUGGUUCGGACCACGCGAAGUCACUUCUGCCGUUGGAGACGACCCCUCAGGUAUCAUCUCAGCAUAAGAGAGGUGGAAGCGUAUCAAGGCACUUCAAAUUUGUUGCCCGUAGCAACAGCACUGUUCAGUCACCAAUAUUUGCUGUCGGCGGCUCUCGAAAAACAGUCGUAUAGGGUCAGCGACCGUCCCUUUUUCACACGUUGCGAACCCCCAGUUCUCGUUUGACUCUUUACUCGUUGUGAAAAACCGGCCACAUGUUCCCCUCGAUACAUGUCCUCUUUCGCCUCAACCCGUUCACUGCUUGUAGCUGCACCAAGGCUUGGGAGAAUGUCCCAUCGGAAUUCGUAUGAUAUCGGAAGUAUUGCUAGCAUCAGCACAUGCCGCGCGGCCAGGCCUUUGUAAUAGAGUCUUCUGCAGGGCCAGCAUCUGCAGCGUUUUGGUUUUCUUUUCUUGCAUCCUUGAAGUCCGUCUUCCACAAAUCGUUAAACAGACUGCAUCCUCUGUCUGCCAAUCAUUAAUUGCGCUGUCCAUGUUUCUGCUUCAGCCUGUAAAAAGCCGCACACACUCGUUUUCUCCACCGGUUAUGCAUUAUGUUUUUCUUUCGUUUAGAACCGCCUCUAGGCUUACUUCAGUGUUGAAUAUUUGUGUCGGCAAUGCUCGGAUGUGUGUGGACCCCGACAAACGACAAAGUGAACUGGUGUGGGGCCGAUGGCAACCUGAUGUAAUCUUGGGAAAGGACGAUGCCUCGAUGUUCUUGACGAAGUGUGGAGAGAUCGUUAGUCGGUUCUCUUAUUGUUAAGGUCCAGUAUUUUUGGGCUGGUGUAUAGAUAUUUGGAGGGUGGUAUUGUGCAAGUAGCGGUUGAUGUGUUCAACCCUUUUGAGGAUUCUGCAGCUACUAGUACACUUUGGGGAAACCUGUGAGGGAGGCAGGAAGGUAGGUCAAUUGGGUUGUGAAUUCCACCUGUCCCCUUUGCUGGUUCAUGUUUCACCCGCCUGGUGUGGAAACACCCGUAAGUUGGAGUUCCGACCGCCUUUGCUGGUUCAUGUUUCGCCCGCCGGGUGUGGAAACACCUAUAAGUGGAAACACCAGGGUGGUCUCUGUUACCCUGGCCAGAUAAUAUUCUACCCUUUUCCAAGUUGUUGUGCCUGCUGGCAUCGCUGCAGUGCACUGUACGCACUUUGGUGAUGCGCGCCUUGCCGGAAUGGUUGCACUUUGGUUCAUGCAGUGAAGGAGAAGUGAUGGGAUGGUCUCCCUGUCUCACUCUUCUAGUGAGUGCCCUGUCCAGAUUGUUCCUGGAUUUACACAGGACAGCAGCGACAGCUUGUGUCUGCCGGGAGUAUGCCGAAAAAACAUUAUGCUGCAUUCUGUUGUUCUUUGGGGUCCUGGCAAUGCUGGCAUUGAUUCAAGCUGGGUAACUUACGAACUGUGUUGUGAACGCCCGCCCUUCAGAAGAGGCCUGCAUGUACAAAGGAAGACCAUCUUCGCAGCAAGAAAAUAGAAAUUGGCAUUCCUUUCUUCCUUUGAAAGGCAUCGUACAAUGUACCGAACCUCUGGAAUUCCACUGGGUCACUUGACUGACUUGACAUCACCACCCUUUUUUUUUUUCACCUCCAGAAGUCAAAAGAAUACCCACCUUCGACAAGUGCUAUGACUACGUGACCACAAUGGUUCGCACACAUACGCAUUUGCUGGGUGACUGCGUAGUGAACGCCCGUCCUUCAGCAUCAAAAAGGACCAGAAUGGAAGUCACCGCUGUCUUCUUAGAAUCGUCCUGUCCCCCUCUAUCUCGAUGGGCUCAUCGUUAAACAGAAGGAUAGCCUUUUGUGCUUUCUGUCCCCGUGUUGACAAGUCCCAUUCUUCUAUUCGGGCUGACAGUGUGUGAACUCCUCAUUUGUAUGUGAAACUUGGAGUCCGGAGUCGCCAAGGCGAGUCCCAUCAUCCGCAGCAGCCAGCGGUCUAUGAUAAGCAGGCCCCUGAACAACAAACUUUUGUAAAGUGACUGCAGUGAACAAACGUACCUGAGACGUUAAUCCGUGCCAAGUGGCAGAGGACACCCAUGGCCACAGCUCUGUGUGUGCACGAAGCAGCAGAGGACCCUUGGCAAUGAGCUAACGCUGUUCAGCAAAUGAAUAGAAAGCACGAUU